AUGCCUGCGAGGGGCUCAUACCGGCCAUGGUGGAGGCGUCGGCGUCGUUCCAAUCGUAACAGGGUGAGGCACGACAACAUCAACAGACGUGGUGACGGAACUCUGAGUCGAGGCCAGAGGAGGAGACGUGCCGAGCGCGAUGUUUACCAUCUGGAGGAUGGGGGCGUUAUGCCUUCCUUUUCCGAACUUGAACCUGUUCUGACAGACGAGGCAAAGGCAAUUGACUACUUCUAUAAGAAGGGAGUCAUUCGUCCACCGGGGUCCUGUCCCAGGUGCACCCGUCAACUUCGUUACUCACCCAAUAAACGAAACACUGUCAGGUGCCGUGCCUUCAACUGUCAGUUCAUCAUUCCUACGAAGUGUGACCAGUGCAGUGGUGAAAUGGUCGCCUACCACAGUGACGAUGGAGAACUCGAGUCAAUGCAGUGCCAAAACAGCAGCUGUCACUGGACUUGGAAGUCCAAAGGAACUGGAUUCGAAUGUUCUAUCCAAAAGGGAAGUGUCCUGAUGCAUGUCAAGAUAAAGAAGAGCCAGGUUCUCUGGAUCGCCUACCUUUGGCUACUGAAGGUUACUGCGAGAACAUCAGCGACUUUAAUUGGUAUCUCCGAAGGCACAGUCGGGACAUGGUAUAGACAUUUCAGAAGGAUGGUAAUCGAGAUGGUCCUGCAAGCGGACAAGGAAGACUACAUGCUCGGAGGCCCAGGGUGUGUGGUGGAGGCGGACGAAGGUAAAUUUGGUCGUAGGAAGGACAAUCGUGGCAGGUGUGUCAAUGCGGAUUGGGUUUUCGGAAUGGUGGAACGGGGUGGCGAAAGGAAACUGGCUUUGGCAGUUGUCCCGGAUAGAAAGGGCAACACUCUGCUGCCACUCAUCAUGGCUUUUGUCCGACCAGGAACUACAAUCAACACGGACAAGCAUGGCGGCUACAACCGUAUUGGAGAUUUACCCGGGUACGGCUACACUCACAGGACAUUGUGCCACAAGUAUGAGUUCGUUGCCGAGGAUGGAACACACACCCAGACUAUUGAGGGCAACUGGCGAGUUCUGAAGAAGAAUGUCCCAGAGUCACAACGUGAAGGCAGCAAUUUGCAGGAGUACUUAUAUGAGUGCAUGUGGAGACGCAAGCAUGCACAGAACCUAUGGUCAGCUUUUCUCGAAGGAAUGGCUAGGCUACGUUACAGGCCAGAGGAUAUCGACAGGCUUUGGGAAUUGCGAGAGGAACGGGAGGAAUCCUGGAGCCCAGAGGAAUCCUCCAUUGACGACUCGCUGGAUGCCGAUUCCAGUGCCACCGAUAGCAGCCUGAGCGAAGUCUCCUCCAGUUACAUGGUUAUCUAG
Messenger RNA from Seminavis robusta, 1332 nucleotides. The record is from the annotation of a GenBank genome assembly. Lineage: Eukaryota; Bacillariophyta; Bacillariophyceae; Naviculales; Naviculaceae.